AUGGCCACCCACACCUACAAAGUCUUCAGCUGCUUCAACAGGAAGUUCACCCUAACCGAAGCGGGCCCACCGCCCGACGUCCAAAAUGCCUUUUCUAAAUUCACCGCCGGGGCCUCCUCCAUGUCCGCCGACGACCUCCUCCGGUUCCUGGAGGAGCAUCAGGGCGAAGAGGACUGCACCGCAUUCGAUUCCGAACGGAUCCUUCAGCAAUCGCAGAAGGAAGAUCAGGAAGGUGGAUUCGAUCUCCACGACUUUUUCCAUUUCCUGCAACACCACGAAUACAACGUCCCCUUGAAAUCUCGGGUGAGUUCUUGUUACUCUACUUUGUUUCCACAGAAAAAAGUUCAGUUUCCCAAUCCGUUUCUUUCUGACCGUAAAAUUUGCGGAGAGAAGGAGCUGUUCGAGUUGACGUUUGAUGUUAAGAAGAGCUGUAGAAUGGUCAGCCAUGGGAGGGAAGAAAGAGGGCUCAACGGGAGACCAAAUGUACAUCAUGAUAUGAAUGCUCCAUUGUCACAUUAUUUCAUAUUCACCGGGCAUAAUUCCUAUCUGACCGGGAAUCAACUGAGCAGUGACUGCAGUGAUGUGCCAAUCAUAAAGGCUUUGCAACGAGGUGUGCGAGUUAUUGAACUAGAUUUAUGGCCAAAUUCAGACAAAGAUGAUAUCGAUGUAGUUCAUGGAAGAACUCUUACCGCUCCUAUCUCACUCCUCCAAUGUUUGAAGUCCAUAAAAGAGUAUGCUUUUGUUAAAUCUCAGUACCCCCUCAUUAUAACUUUGGAAGAUCACCUUACUCCAGAUCUUCAAGCUAAAGUUGCAGUGAAAUCAGCUGACGAGGGUUCCUCAUUGCCAGACAAUACUAAUGAACCAGAAAUUGAUGAUAAGAGUGCAACUGAGUACAAACGCUUGAUUACAAUCCAUGCUGGGAAACCGAAGGGUAACAUACAGGAUGAAUUAAAAGCUGCUGGUAAAGUUAGGCGCAUAAGCUUGAGUGAACAAGCACUUGAAAAGGCUUCUGAAUCUUAUGGAGCUGAUAUUGUUAGGUUUACGCAGAACAAUUUUAUCAGAGUGUACCCAAAGGGAACGCGUUUCGACUCCUCAAAUUACAAACCACACAUAGGGUGGACAUACGGAGCUCAGAUGGUAGCGUUUAACAUGCAGGGGUAUGGCAAAUCACUUUGGUACAUGCAAGGAAUGUUUAGAACAAAUGGAGGCUGUGGUUAUGUGAAAAAGCCUAAAUUACUAAUGCAAAAAGGUCUAAAUGAUGAGGUUUUUGAUCCUAAAAUAACAUUGCCAGUGAAGAUAACAUUAAAGGUGAAAGUCUACAUGGGGAAUGGUUGGAGCUUAGAUUUCACCCCAACGGACUUUGAUACUUACUCACCACCAGACUUUUACGUUAAGGUUUGUACCGUCGGAGUUCCUGCUGACAUGGCCAAGAAGAAAACAAGUGUAAUUUCAAAUAAUUGGUUUCCUGUCUGGGACGAAGAGUUUGAUUUCCCUUUAACUGUUCCAGAGCUGGCUUUGCUCCGCAUAGAAGUUCGAGAAAAUGAUACGCAUCAAAAGGAUGACUUUGGUGGACAGACGUGUUUGCCAGUCUCAGAGCUGAAAACUGGAAUCCGAUCUGUCCCUCUGUAUGAUGAGAAGGGUGACAAAUUUAAAUCUGUGAAGCUUUUAAUGCGGUUUCUAAUUUUAGGACCACCCUUAUAA
Molecule: messenger RNA, 1701 nt
Organism: Sphenostylis stenocarpa
Lineage: Eukaryota; Viridiplantae; Streptophyta; Magnoliopsida; Fabales; Fabaceae
Source: the annotation of a GenBank genome assembly